AUGCUCUCCGAGUCCCUUGCGAAAAGAGAAGCCACUGGACAACCCUUGUCCGCGAUCGAGAAAAAUGGAAGUAUUACCGGCCCCCGCUCGAGCAAAUCGAUGAACACCGGGAGCACAGGUGAUACAGAACCACCUAUGUGCAGUUUCGUUCCAGAAAAUAGCAGUUCUUUACGAAACAACGAACCCACAGAUGGUACUGUUGUGCACAAGGAAAUCACAUCUAACCUUUUUUAUUAUAUAAAAAUCCUAACAAUUUUAAAAUACCGGGAAAUCAUGAAUCAAACAUAA
Necator americanus (New World hookworm) is the source of this 288-nucleotide messenger RNA. RefSeq lists its product as uncharacterized. The coding region runs from base 1 to 288 and encodes 95 amino acids. The transcript has 2 exons. Lineage: Eukaryota; Metazoa; Nematoda; Chromadorea; Rhabditida; Ancylostomatidae. The record is from RefSeq and is a predicted model, not a curated record.